Molecule: messenger RNA, 939 nt
Organism: Rhinocladiella mackenziei CBS 650.93
Lineage: Eukaryota; Fungi; Ascomycota; Eurotiomycetes; Chaetothyriales; Herpotrichiellaceae
Exons: 1
Coding region: 1-939 (312 amino acids)
Biological process (GO): nucleotide-excision repair; DNA replication; double-strand break repair via homologous recombination
Cellular component (GO): DNA replication factor A complex; chromosome, telomeric region; site of double-strand break
Source: RefSeq, a predicted model, not a curated record
AUGCAGAGACCUCAUCCCGAGGUCCACCGCCACCACAAGAAUAUCGAUAGCAAUUUAGAACAGCAACCGUUGAUAUUCUACCCGGCCUACACGUUCAAGGCUUCUGUAACGUGGUGGAAAUGGGUGAAACUCACCGCCCACGAGAUCCACUCCGUUCUCAACCCUCGUCCGCCAUACGUUGAAGUAACCACUUCCUCCAUACCGUCUGACCGCUACGAUGAGCACGGCCGCCACUACCGAGACGACCGACCCCUCCUGCUCUUCUACCUAAACCACCCGAUCCAGUUCGUCCAAGUUGUUGGUGUGGUCGUCGCGUUGGAGGACUACUUUGAGAAAUUCUGGCUGUUUACGAUCGACGACAGCAGCGGGGCGACCAUUGACGUGACGUGUCGAAAGCCAGAGAAAGAGACGGAGAAUAACACCCGCGAUGGAGGCAAACCCAGACCGGGACAAAAUGAGGCAACGUUGAAUCCCAAGGCUGACGAAGAACAAAGGUCUCUGGAUCCUACGGAACAACAAGCCCUCCGUGCAUCCAUGUCAGCUCUCCAAAUUGGGACGGUGGUCCAGGCCAAGGGCACGCUUUCGGCCUUUCGUUCCGUGCGCCAAUUAACCCUCCUUCGCCUGAACAUUGUCCCGGACACGACCCACGAAAUGGCAUUAAUCUCAUCACGGACACAGUUCUUGAAGUCGACGCUUUCAAAGCCGUGGGUCGUGACGCCAGAGGAGCAGCAGAAGCUACACUGGGAGGCGCAGGGCGAACGGGACGAGGAGAACAAGCACGCCGCAAGGAGGAGAAAGAGGAGCAUCAAGAGACGCGAAAGGGAGGCGAGACAUGCUCGACUGAUUAGGGAGGAAUAUGAGAAGGAGGAAGAGGAGAGAAAGAGAGGAGCAGAGGAGGCAAGAAGUGCGGGCGAGGCCAUGUACGCUGCUGGCACUUAA